AGGCGGAAGGCGCGCGGGAGGGGCCGCGGCCGCCGUGGGGCCUGGGGCGGGGGGCGGCGGCCGGGCCGGGCCGCGCUGCGCUGCUCCCCGCGGGGCCGCCGGGGGGGCGAUGACCGAGUACAAGCUGGUGGUGGUGGGGGCCGGUGGCGUCGGCAAGAGCGCGCUGACCAUCCAGCUCAUCCAGAACCACUUCGUGGACGAGUACGACCCCACCAUCGAGGACUCAUACAGAAAGCAGGUUGUUAUUGAUGGAGAGACGUGCUUGUUAGAUAUUCUGGACACUGCAGGACAGGAAGAAUAUAGUGCUAUGCGUGAUCAGUACAUGAGAACUGGGGAAGGAUUCCUCUGCGUGUUUGCCAUUAACAACAGUAAAUCAUUUGCUGAUAUUAACCUGUACAGAGAGCAAAUCAAGAGAGUGAAAGAUUCAGAUGAUGUGCCAAUGGUUCUGGUUGGGAAUAAGUGUGAUUUGCCCACAAGAACAGUAGACACAAAACAGGCUCAAGAAUUAGCAAAAAGCUAUGGAAUCCCCUUUAUAGAGACAUCAGCUAAAACAAGACAGGGUGUUGAAGAUGCUUUUUACACGCUGGUGAGAGAGAUCCGGCAGUACCGGAUGAAAAAGCUCAACAGCAGUGAAGAUGGGAAUCAAGGCUGCAUGGGAUUGUCCUGCAUUGUGAUGUGAUAAGAUGCCAGGAGUACAUGGUGCAGACGUAGCUGCUGGACAAGUCUCGAUGCUACUGUAUUGCGUCUCAUGCUGAUGCCCUGCAGUAUUUUGGUGCCAGUGACCAGAAUCUUGGUACCAGUUAAUUAGCACAGGGUCCUUUUCUGUGCUCCAUCUGAAGAAAACAUCUCUGGUGUCUACCUCCUUGCUCAGCUAACAGAGCAGUCACAUCUCUUGGUGUACUGGGAUUCUUUUCUCACUGUGUUGUCUGGGCUUGUUCAAGAAGAAAACCAGUCACAAGAAAAGUGAAUUACAGAGACUAAAUGCUGUGAAAAAGAUCUCACUUUACCUCUAGGGUAAAAGCUAGAAGUAGUGUUUGUUCCCUUUGUAUCAGAUACAGAUUUGCAGUGUUGUCAGAGGAGUGGCAGAAAUGGUUUUGCCACCUUUGAAGCUCCUGUCACUUAUCAGAUUGGUAUCUGCUGUCUGUGCACCCACACAGCAUAUUUGCAACAUCUGCAUUGUACCAGGAGUACCACUUAACUGGUCAACUGAUCUUUUAUUUUUCUGUAAUAAAAAGGAGAUACCUUUGCUAAUUUAAGUGCCUGUUUGCUGAGAAGAUCUGGAGUUGUAACCUGUUCCCUUGGGCUGAGGAAAGUCACAAGGACUGGAAUAUCUUAGCUUGUUGUCUUAAGUAGGCAAGUCUUGUGUGGAGGAUCUGUUUGCAUGGUAGAUUACUAAAACAGGAAUUUGUAGGCUGAAAGAUUCAGCAGGUGCUUGUAAAACCCUUGAACUAGGGAGGGGAGCAUACUGCAUCAAUUUUUGAUCCAUCAAAAUGGAUCUAUCCACCUCUUUUUAGGUGGAACUGUGCAUAUUCUGUAUUGGUUUUCUAGAGCAUUUGGAUCUUCCUUUUCCAGGUUGGACCAAAUUAGUCAGCUGUUCACUUUAACAUUAACUGCCAAUAUUUAUGGACAGAUAGUUAAUCUAAUAACUGGAGGUUAGUGUGGGCAGUUGUUACUCAGCUCUAUCUGUAACUUGCAAAUUAUUUUAUUCCGAAUUAUUUUCUUACCGCUGGACCAUAAAUGUAGUCUCCUCCAAAUGGCUCUGUAAAAUGUAGGUGGAGAGCCUCCUUGUCUUAGAAGGAGUCUGGGAUUUGAAGUUGACUGGAAUUGGUGCAGUGGUUGUCGCGGAUGUCCAGGCUGAGGGGAGAAAGCAACGAGCUGUAACAAGAAAGCUGAGCUAACUUCUGAUUGCAGCAUCCUUGCAAAAUGAGGAAGGGAUUCAGUGAUGUCUACACAGAAGGUGCAUGAUAUACUGAUGGGAAUUCUGGGUUUGUUGUAACAGCCUCAAAGUACCACAGAACUGCUGCAUACACUGUGUGAUUUCUUCCUAGAACACAACAUUGUCACUUUAUGUAAAUGGGAUGUACAAAUAUGGUCCCUGUUGUGAAGCCUACUAGCGUUCCUUGGAAUACCACGUCCUUCCUUAGUUCUUGUGCUACUGAUUCUGGAUUAUGUUGUGUGUGAUCAGACAGCAUUUCUCAUGGCAAAGUUGAAUACCCAAUUACUACUGUCUGAUGGAAGAGUAAUGAGUCCUCAGCCUACAGAGGGAGUAUUCAGUCUGCAGAGCUAGCGUGAGUGUAGAACUGCAAGAGGCUUAAUUUCAGUUUGUUGGUGUCAGAUUCCUACAUCUUCAUUUGAAGUUGAAAAUUCCAAAUUGAAAUCAGUAAAUAGAGAAAAAACUUAAAUACUUUUUCAUCCACUAAUUACAUUGUUAAUUUUCUUCUUGGAAUGCAGAGGAUCAGUCUGUAUCAUGUUUUCUUUAUCCUUGAUACUCCAGAUAAGUUUUUUAGCAAUUUAUUUUAUUCUUGACAGAUGUGACACUGAUGAGAAUUUAAAAUACAUUAUUUUUACAUGAUUUUCCAGUGACAUACUCAGUAGAGGGUAGCAUUAUGGAUAACACUGGCUGUGACUUGAGUUCAUUUGAAGGUGAUAUCAUGCUUGCAAGUUAAACGUGACAGAAUCAUGAUCAUUGUGAGCUGUCUGUAAUCACCAAGCAGUUUUGUUGUUUUUGGUGUUCUUUUGGUGUUCUGUUUUUUUUUUUUUUUUCUUGGUGCAAGUUGUUUGUGAAAGCAUUCUUUGAGCCCUGAAGCAGGAGCUGACUGUCCCUGGAGUUCUGUGACAUACUGUUUGCCCACUUAAAAUUACAGAAAAAGAUAGCUUUGGGGAUACACCUCUGGUUGCACAGAUUCAGCAUUUUGGAAAGACAGCAGUGCGGAGCUUGUGCUGUGUUGAAUGGUGAGUUUAUGGUAGGUCCAUUAUGCUUUUGCACUACUUGGAAAAAUUUGGAGCUGCUUCUCUGGCAGGCUUGACUGCAUAGUUCAGAGCAUGGCUGCCUGCUGCCAUGGGAAGUGUUUUGCAAGUGGCAGCUGGUGUUUGAAGGCUGUGUAGUCAGGUGUGAAAAUUAAGCACUCCUUUUGAUAUGGAUUCAUCAUAAUAACUUCUACAUUGUUUGGCAUGUUCUGCUUGUCAUUAGAAGUGUGCUACCUGGAACUUCAGAAGUUGUAAAUUCUCAAAAUCAUACGGGAGCUGGCAAUUGAAUCUACUUUCUCUUAGGUGUUCUCUUUCUCUUGGGCUGUAUAAAAUUUUUAAAAGGGAAGGAGGCCUGUAAAGCAAGUACUUGGUCAGCAAAUAUUUUACUGUUGGAACCACAGAGGGAUCACGCAUAAGCUUUCAGGAUGCUGUAGAGCUAACUUACAUGGGUGGUACUCCAAUCUAUGAUACUUUUGGUUCAAAUCUAGCAAGUGGUUUUACAAAAUCCGGUUUUGUACCAGUCAUGAGCACGAAGUAAAUGACUGUACUUGGUUUCCAGCCGUGUAUAUAUACACAUAUGUAUGAGUUGUUGCAGUCAGUGAAAGUCCCUGGCACCACGCAGUGGUAUGCAUCACAUGGUGCGUUAGGGCAAAAGUCAAGUCUGAGGAGCCAUCUUCUCAUGCGUUUGGGUCUGGGAGUCAGUAUUUUUAAACAGAACAGCUGAAACACUUCCUGAAGCUCUGGGACGAGGCAAUGUAAAGUGCUACCUUUAGUUUCGCCAGAUAGAUGAAUGCAAACAUUCAGUGUAAGGUUCUUAUGUCUAGCACAGCCUACUGCUAUAUUUUUAAAUUUUUUUAAAAAUGGGAAAAGUUCUGGUUCAAAGAUGACCAAUGCAACCAAUUGUAAAAAAAAUAAAAUAAAAUAAUAAUAAUUAAAAAAAUGUUUACUUAAACAUUUACUUAAACAAAAUGUUUAUUUAAAAUAAUUGUUACUGUUGACUGAGAACAGCCAUUUAACAAGACAGUGCAACGCCGUGGCUGGUUGAUGUUAGUGCCCUGCUCUGUGGUUGUAUUCAAAAAGCAUUGCUCAGAUUUUGCUUUCAUUCAGAAACACUUUGGAUGGUAACCGUGAUGCUGAAGGAGACAUGUUUUUUAGCACAGUUAAGUGAUUUAGAAAUAAUUGGAUUUCAAGCAACUUCAGGCCUGUGUGGGGAGGGAGAUUGAACAAGGUUUCUAUCGUGUUCUAAUCCUGUACGUAGUCCUUCGUUAGUGACUGUGUGCAGCCUCCGGGACGGCUGGACACUGGUGGGAUGUGGACUUUUUUCUUUUUUUUUUUUUUGAAUCUAAGGGCUAAUUUGUUGUUACCUUGUAUAAUUACCUGCUUUCAGUAAUGCAUCUCUGUUGGUUUGGAGUAAAUUAUUUUGCUUCUUAAAUAACUUUUUUAAAGAAUAAACUUUGUGAAUUC
Messenger RNA from Anas platyrhynchos (mallard), 4431 nucleotides. It is a transcript of the gene NRAS, whose product is annotated as NRAS proto-oncogene, GTPase. Gene Ontology annotation, molecular function: GTP binding; GTPase activity. The record is from RefSeq and is a predicted model, not a curated record. Gene Ontology annotation, cellular component: membrane. Gene Ontology annotation, biological process: signal transduction. Lineage: Eukaryota; Metazoa; Chordata; Aves; Anseriformes; Anatidae.